This is a messenger RNA of Phlebotomus argentipes, 1729 nucleotides long. RefSeq names its product zinc finger protein 892-like. The transcript has 6 exons. Gene Ontology annotation, cellular component: nucleus. NCBI's taxonomy places the organism in Eukaryota, Metazoa, Arthropoda, Insecta, Diptera, Psychodidae. The record is from RefSeq and is a predicted model, not a curated record. The coding region runs from base 60 to 1694 and encodes 544 amino acids. Gene Ontology annotation, molecular function: zinc ion binding.
GGUUGAUAAAAUAGUUCGGUUUCAAUGAGUUUGUUUUGAAAUUAAACAUUGGCUGAUCAAUGAAAUCUGCUAAGACUUACCGCGGGAGUGGCAAUAGGGCCAAGAAUGUGCCCAAGGAGGCUCUCUGUCGGCUGUGCUUGACCACAAGUAGUGACUGUCAAAUGACAGAUAUUUUUGCUGCUGAUGGCAAAACAUCGCUGUGCGUCCGGAUCAUGGCUUGCACAUCUCUGGAGAUCACUUCAGAGGACGCCUUACCGAGAAAAAUAUGCGCGUCUUGCAGUGAAUUGCUGAGUUUGUUUUACGCUUUUCGAAGGAAGUGCAAAAGCUCUGAUGCCAAGUAUCGAAGAUUCUUGCGGCUGGAGAAUGCUGGGAAAGUGAAGAGCAUCGAUGAUCUGUCUGAUGAUGAGGAGGACGAAGAAUACUCAAAAGCACUGGAAGAGUUCAAUGACCGGCAGAAACAUGCCUUGGAUGAGAAUUUGAAAAUUGCCAAAGAGGAAAUGACGAGAAACUAUGAUGAGGAAAUGAAGAAUCUCUUGCAAGAGGAGAAGUUGAGAAUCUACCGUGAGGAGAAGCAGAAAAUCCAGGAAACUGCCAUGAGACAAAUUGUCUCAACACUCAGGCAGAAGGAGAAGGAUGAGAAGAAAGUGGCUGAAAUGUCGGAGAGUAAAGGAAAAGUCUACAGAAUCUCAAAGAAGCCCACAGAGGUGAAGGAUGAAAUGGAAGUUGAGAUUAUCAUGCAGAGCAGCCUGAAGGAGGAUUCUUGCCAAUCUGACGAGGACUACACAGUUUCUGUACUAUCCGAGGGAGAGUACGAGGAGUCGAGAGAGCCAGAAGAAUCCCCUGUGGAGAAUACAGUUGAGGAGAAAGAGGAGGACAAUGAGGUGAUGGAGAUUCUCUACACCGAUGAUAUAACUAAAGAAGAUGAACUUGAUGAGGGUGAGGAGUUUGAGUAUCUCGAGGAAAGAGAGGACGACGAGAGUCUUGCAAUGGAGCCUGUUGACAAUGAGGAAGCACAAAUUGAGGAAUCCAGCGGAUCACAGACGAGAGAUUCCAAGCAGACACAAAAUAUAGAGCUGGAGAUUGACGAUGAGAAGUACAUUUAUCUGGAAUUGGAGGAAGAGGCAGAAGUGGAGAAGACGACCAAAUACUGCGAUGAGAAAGGAGAUCUGCUCAUUUUUAGCUGCUCAAUGUGCCCAAAGACGUUCUCGCGUGAGAAAUCCCUGAAGAAUCACGAGAUGUCUCACAGACAGCGCAAAGGAUUCUCCUGCACCUUCUGCGAGAAGUGGUUUCCCAGCAACAGCAGUCGGAUGAGGCACGAAAGGAUCCACACAGGUGAGAAGCCUUUCAUGUGCAACAUUUGCGGCAGGAAGUUCGUCCAGAAGGAGAUCCUCAAGCGACACGUGGUUGUACAUUCCGGUGACAAACCCUUCAAAUGUCACCACUGCGACAAGCAAUUCACACAAAAGGAAAUCCUGCGGCAGCACAUCAAUAGAAAACACACAGAAAAUCCUGUUGUUGAGCUGCACAAAUGCUUCCUUUGUCCAAAGUCCUUCUACCACGCUUCUGGAUUGAGUCGUCAUCUGCUUGUUCACGCUGGCAGAACUUUUCCCUGCGAGACGUGCGGAAAGGAGUUCGUGGACAAGAGUGCCCUGAAGCGACACAUCGGUACAAUUCACAAAGAAUUGCCAGCAUAGAUAAUCUCACUACCUCCAAAGCACAAUAAAGAUUU